This is a messenger RNA of Amoebophrya sp. A120, 2617 nucleotides long. NCBI's taxonomy places the organism in Eukaryota, Dinophyceae, Syndiniales, Amoebophryaceae. The record is from the annotation of a GenBank genome assembly.
UGUUGAUGUUCUUGGUUUGGUUCUUUCACUUCGACAAUUUUCAGAUCGUGCAUUUUAGUAUCAAGAUGCUCUCGAAGAUUCGGUGUUGUCGGCCUAGUAACAAACAUGAAUCUAUACACAGACAAGUUACGCUUACGACUCUACUCCACCGUGCGCAGAAAAUUAAUCGUGGUGAUCGUGCUAAUCAAAUUCAAAGUCCAGUCUGCAUCGUGGUGCUGGUCAGCGCCAGACUGAUGUUGCACCCUGCUGAUGUCGUGCGCACCUUUUCGUCAACAUUAACAUCGUCUCAGUGUAGUACUUACUCGGCCCCCCUCGUUGUUUCUGCAGGACCCGAUGAAAGAUACAGCCCCACUACAAAAAUACAGACUGCCAUUUUGUACACAUGAGGUGAUUUCGUUUUAGACGCGAUACCAGUAUAAUGAGAUCUUCUACUUGCAUCGGUAUUGGCGUACGUAUUCACGUUUAGUCUCUAGUUCAUCGAUCUAUCCACGCGACCAUCGGAAUAGACUAGCACGGCGCGGCUUCAGGGUCGGAAGACGGUCACUCCAGAGAAAGAAGAUGCCCCGUGGAGGGCGUCAAACCCGGCACCACGCGGGCCCGGAUAUGGACGAGCCCGAAGCGGCACCUAGUUCUCCUUCUGAAUGUGAGGAGGAGCCGAUCGGGGUGCAGGUCCUGGAAAGGCAAAACGGGUCCCGAAGAGUCGCCGGGAGUAGAAGUUCCUUCUACAGGCCAACCGCGAGUGCUCCAAGCGAGCUGGAUGAAUCUUUUUCGCCUGCGCCAAGGACCAGCAAAAGCACCGUGACGCAACUAGAAGCAUUUCUGGACGAAGAUGGGAAUACGUAUGGGAUUGGGAACAUCAAGACCAAAACGGGGCAUAUCGAAGGUGUGAAGAAGCUGGAUGAAAACAACACCCAGGACCAUCUAGCAGCACUAGAAAAUCGGCGUAUUCUGACCCGGCACCUGAUUUCCGACUUUUUCCUGGAGGACUUGGGUGUUUUCCUGGCCGACAACCUAAGCACGCUGCAGUCGUUGGUGAAAGUUGGACGGCGGCACCGGCCCACGGACCUGGAGUUUUUCCUGAACCAGUCGCACCAGAUUUUCCUGCGCGCGGUCCGGCAGGGCCUGAAAACGGAGCUCUCCCGGCGCCAGUGGCUGAUGUGUUCGUGGCUGGCGAUGGCGGGCUGCGAGGUGGCUGCGAAUUUGAAAUCGCAGAAACAGUUCUAUCAGAGAUUUCGGGACGACGAGAAGCGGGAGAGAUUGAUCGAACAACAAAUGGAACUCACGGAUUCCAUCGCAUCGUCCUCCUCUGAAGACGAGGAGGACGGUGAUACGGAUUACGAAACUUCCUCGAGCGAGGAAGUGCGGCGAGAAAUCCGGAGACAGCAAGCAGAGACGGCAGAACUCACGGCAGAUGUGGAAGAAACCGACGCAAUGAACGCCGAGGCAAAUUAUAGUGCUGCACAGAAUGGCGUAGAUGUAGGGGCAGAUCAACAAGAGGAAGCGGGUGAUGAUGUAAAAAGCAAGAGGAACGACCAGCAGGAGAACGAUGAAGAUGAUUCGUCGGAUGGUAAUAAUCAAGACGACAGCACCGGAGGCUCGAGGAUUGUGGUGACCGCGAAAACUACGAAUAGUCCAUCUACUGUGGCGGCUCAAGAAGAACCGCAUCAAGCAGUAAUUAGGGCCCCAAAGACAGUCGCACAACUGGUGAAUGAGCCACCGCCAGGUGCAGCAGUAACAACAAGUUCUUCCGAUCAUUUCAACAAAAAUAACGAGAAUGUUUUGAAAAAUGGCGAUCGGAUCAAGAACGAAGCUGCGUCGGCCGAGAAAAGCGACGCAGACAUCGGUAAUGAAGUACCAAAUGAUCGCCCAGCAAAAGCUACCUCCGCAGCAAACGCAGUAGAACAGAAACAGCAGGACGCAAACAAGAAAGUGCCUCUUCCGACCGUGGCGCAGCUACGGGAGGUCAUAACGCGGCGGCACCAGGUGCAGGGGCUCGUGAGCGACACGGCUGCAACUACCGUAACUGCCGGACAACCUCGCGUCUACAAGGAAAACGGGUGGGUCCCCCGGUGGUCACCGAGCCCGUUGCUGGCACCCUUGGCGCGGCUGGAUUUGAUCCCCGGCAUCGCGUACGACAAGCUGCACGAGCAGAACUCCAAAUGGCUGAACACCUACGGCGAAAAACAGUGCUUUUCCUGGAUGGAAGACGGGUUCAGUGUGAAGGACCGCGUGGAAACGGUGAAAAAGAUCUACGCGAAGCUGUACACGCGGAUCCAUGAACUGCACCGAAGCUACCGCCAGAUGCUGGCCUCGAGCAACGCGAGCAACGAUGCAAGCAGCGGUGCCGAGGACGUGCGCUUAUUUCAGAAACAGCUAGAGAAAAACACGGUGGUGCACUGCCUGCUGCGCUCCUUGAUUUGGAACCAAAUGGCGGUCUAUCAUGUCGCGAAGGUUUUGCAAAAGUGCAACGACCUCCCCAGGUUCGAAUGAUCGAAGUAGUGUUUACCUAUUUGGGAGGCAAAAAUGCACCGCAAAACGUUAUCCUUGUCGACGAAAAACUACAAAUCAUCAGCUGGUUGAUCUCUGCAGGAGCAGAUCGGCGAGAGUUGCGGCUCUG